AUGGCGAUGGAAGGGCUGGAGUCGAUUCCCCACAUCUCUGAGAGGAGCAAGAACGAGAAACUGCCCGUCAAGUACGAGUGUGCCCGCCCCGUGUUCCUGGAGAUAACGCAGAAGCAGGCAGACGCCGCCAAAGACCACGGCCAGCGACUCAUCCUUACGCCCAGCGACCCGUCCCGAAUGCCUUGGAGCACGGGCUACGCCGAGACGAUAAACUCGGGCAAGAGCCUCUACUCGAAUGAGGACCAGGCCGCCAUGCACAUUGGCUCCCUCCACGUCCCUGGCGCUGGUCCAGACAAGACCGUAGCCAACAUCCCCUACACUUUGUUCUGCAUCUUCGACGGGCACGCGGGGACUGGGGCGGCCCUGACAGCCGCUCACACGAUGCACAUACACAUCAGAGAGAAACUGGGCGCCGUGAAGCACUUUCUGGCUCUACAGCAGGCCGAGGUGAUAGCAGAGGAUGACCCUGGGCUGGGCUGCAUCACUGAGCCCAUCCCCACAGAGCUGCUGGUACAGGGGGCGCUGGAGGAGGCGUUUGCCGAGAUGGACGACCAGAUUCGCCGCGAGCGUGCCACCUACAGCAUCAAGGGAGGCUGCACAGCUAUCGUAGCGCUGUUUCUCCAGCAGAAACUCUACGUGGCCAACGCCGGAGACUGUCGGGCAAUCCUCGUCGCCAAUAACCUGCAGGACAUAAUUCCUCUCUCCAUGGACUUCACCCCCGAGACCGACAGAAAACGGCUCCAGACGCUCGCCUUCCUCCAGCCACAGCUACUGGGGAAACACUUUGGUCGCAUCGAGUUCCAACGGAGGCUCCGCAAGAAGGACCUCGGACAGAAGGUCUUGUUUCGCGACCGGCACAUGUCCGGUUGGUCCUACCGCAUUGUCUCUGGUGACGACGUGAACCGAGUCCCCAUGAUAAUUGGCCACGGGAAGAGGGCCCGCCUCAUGGCCACCAUCGGUACCACUCGAGGUUUCGGAGACCACGAUCUAGAGGCGCCCGGCGGACAGUGGAUCAAACCCUUCCUCACUCCGAUCCCAGAGGUCAGAGUCCACGAACUCUCGACCCACAAGUACACCGAGAGAGAGGUGUUCAUAAUGGCAUCGGACGGACUGUGGGAGAGACUCACCAACGAAGAGGCGCUGGAGUGCGUCCAGCAGACUUUCCGAGACUUCGAGGAAGAGAAGGACGACAAGUCGGACAGAAUCUAUACCGCCAUUGCGCACAACCUGGUCCUGGCAGCUAGGAUCCACUUGGGACUUGUACCGGCGAGUGAGGCCGAGAAUAUCACCAUGGUUAAUCCCCAGAUCACCGUGCUAGGAGACAGUGCAGCCUGUGUCUGCUACGUGAGACUCAACCAAACUAUCACCAAUCUCCCGUCGUCCCUGCUGUGUCGCGACUCUCAACUGAAGGAAUUGAGGGAGUGGGUGAGGGAGAGGAUGGACCGGAGUGAGGCCGGGGCUCUCUAUGUAUCUGGGGCACCGGGAACUGGAAAGACUGCCUGCAUCACUCACGUACUCAGAGACAUGAAGAGAAUUUGUCGUUAUGGUGGGCGAAAAUUGUUGUUUGAGUGCAGGCCCUCUUCACCCACCUGGCCACCCAGCUGCGGGGGAGCAGGAGGAGGAGGAGGGGGAGGGAGGGGGAAGAAGAAGGAACUCGCACGAGACAGACUUUCAAGACACUUCACCUCCUCCAAGAAACCCAUACUGAUUGUCCUGGAUGAGAUGGACCAACUGGACUGCCGUAAUCAGGAGGUUUUGUACUCUCUCUUCGAGUGGUCAUCACUCCCUCACUCACAACUCUUACUCAUUGGUAUAGCGAAUGCCCUGGACCUAACCGACCGGAUCCUGCCUCGUCUGACAAGCCACACCCACUGCAAGCCACGCCUCCUCCACUUCCCUCCGUACACUAGGGAGGAGAUAGCGACCAUCUUGAAGGCCAGGGUGGGUGGGAGGGAGGAGAGGGAGGGACGAGAGGAGGUGAUUGUCGACCCUGCUGCCAUUGAGUUCUGUGCCAGGAAGGUGUCGUCGGUACAUGGAGACCUGAGGAAGGCACUGGACAUUUGCAGGAGAGCCAUUGAGAUGGUGGAGUCACAGAGUCACCGUCCCACACACCCCACCUCCCCUCCCCACCCCCACACCCCUCCUCACCCUCCCACCUCACGUCAGGCAACUCACGACAAGACCACCACGAGCACCGUCCCUCCUCCCCCUCUCCGAGUGAAGUUGACACACAUUGCGUCGGUCAUCUCUUCCAUCUACUCCACAACCGGGGCUGCCAGUCUGUCCCGCUCCACCCCCCACUCCCUCCCGCUCCAACAGAAACUGGCCGUCGCCACUCUCCUUCUCUGUGUGCGUGGGAAGUCGGUGAAAGAGGUGACUCUGGGGAGACUGGAGGACGCCUACGGCCGGGUGUGUCGACAGUGGCAGCUCAAGACAGAGGGCGUGGCCGAGUUUGUGGGGCUGUGUCAGGUCCUGGAGUCCAGGGGACUACUCACAAUCAGGAAGGCCAAAGAGACUCGAAUGACCAAGGUGACUCUGAAGCUGCAGGAAUCAGAGGUAGAGCAGGUGCUGCAAGACCAGCCCCUCCUCUCAACUGUACUGAACCAGACCCGGACGACUCAGUAGACAUUUCUCUCAUUUCUAACCACUCACUCUAUCUCACGUCAUGUAUACAAGUUGAACAACUAUUAUUUUUAAAGAAGAUUAU
Geodia barretti is the source of this 2707-nucleotide messenger RNA. The record is from the annotation of a GenBank genome assembly. NCBI's taxonomy places the organism in Eukaryota, Metazoa, Porifera, Demospongiae, Tetractinellida, Geodiidae.